GACGGUAUACGAAGCAUAUGGUGCAUUUUUCCCAUACCGCUAUCUUUGUGAUCUUACAACGUCUUUCAGGUGGUAUGAUGUAGAACUCACAAAAUGGUAUAAAAACGUCUCAUGAGCGCUGUUUCUGUUCUCCAUUCCUACCUUUCUCGCUACCUUUUCCAACUCCUGAUUUUCAUAACGGCUUUUUGUCCUCCUUUCAGACUAUUCAACUCACGCAAGAUGUCUCACCAUCAUGUCGUUGUGAAGAGUCUUCCUUUUACCAGUGCAUUGGGCAGGACCAAGCCUGUCUCGCACUUCAGACACAUUGUUGAACAUGAUCGUUCUCGGGCGCAGAAGUUCAUGGCUGGUUUGCACCCUCAUGGUCCCAACCCAUUCGUUGAAGCUCGCAAGAGGCGCCAUGGUCAUCAUCACCAUGCGACCGGUGGAUCUGGAGCAACUACUACUCCAAGUGGUAGCAGUAAUUCGGACUCCAUCGACGUAACGGAUUCUGCGGUGACCUAUCUGAUGGAUGUCACCAUUGGUGGGCAGGACUUCAGCUUAUUGAUUGACACCGGAAGUUCGAACACUUGGUGUGGUGCAAACACCAAGUUCAAACCUAACUCAAGUGUUGAAUCAACCCGCGAGUCAGUCAAUGUGUCCUAUGGCUCCGGUUCCUUCAGCGGGACAGAGUACACGGGCCCUGUUGUGCUCGGGGGCAGCUCUGGACUUUCCAUCCCUAAUCAAUCGUUUGGUGUCGCUUCGACAGCCCAAGGAUUCAGCGAUACAGACGGCAUUCUAGGAAUCGGACCAGUGGAUUUGACUCAAGGUACUGUUUCGGGAACCAGCGAAGUCCCCACCGUGACCGAUAAUUUGGCAAACAAUGGCACAAUUUCCACCGAGAGUAUUGGAAUCUCGUACAACCCAACCACUGGCGAGAAUAUCGCUAAUGGAGAGUUGACUUUCGGCGGGGUGGAUCAGUCCAAGACCACUAGUGAUGUUACUUAUGUCGAUAUCACGUCGACGUCUCCUGCCAGUAAUUAUUGGGGUAUUGACCAAACAAUUACUUACGGUUCAUCUGGAACCACUAUCCUCGACUCGACCGCUGGAAUCGUGGAUACCGGCACUACACUACUCCUGAUUGCUACUGAUGCCUUCCAGGCGUAUCAGAAGGCGACGAAGGCAACCCUUGACCAAAACACGGGUCUUUUAAAGCUCAGCUCUUCCGAGUUUUCCAACCUCCAGAGCCUGUUCUUCCAGAUCGGAGAUACUUCCUUCGAGUUCACUGCGAAUGCACAAAUCUGGCCAAGGUCGAUGAACAGCGUACUUGGAGGCGAUGAUGAUUCUAUUUAUCUCAUUGUGUCCGAUCUUGGCAACGACUCGGGUAGUGGCCUCGACUUCAUCAAUGGAUUUGGUUGGCUUCAAAGAUACUAUUCUGUGUUCGAUACAACUAACAACAGAGUGGGAAUCGCAACGACCCCCAACACCGAUGCUGAGACCAACUGACUAUUGACGACGAAGAAGAGCCUGUUGUGAAGAGCCUGACUCAGUUGACAGUGAGCGAGUGCAAAUGGACUUCGCAGGACUUUAUGUUUGCUGGACUAUGUGUAUGUAAGCUAUGUAAUAAAUGGUACCACAAUGUAAUAUGAACUGCUUCACCAUACUGC
This is a messenger RNA of Lentinula edodes (shiitake mushroom), 1643 nucleotides long. Its product is annotated as acid protease. The transcript has 8 exons. Gene Ontology annotation, molecular function: aspartic-type endopeptidase activity. Gene Ontology annotation, biological process: proteolysis. Lineage: Eukaryota; Fungi; Basidiomycota; Agaricomycetes; Agaricales; Omphalotaceae. The coding region runs from base 112 to 1482 and encodes 456 amino acids. The record is from RefSeq and is a predicted model, not a curated record.